AUGGACAUCACUCUGACGGGUCUCUCCUCCGAUGCUGCCACUAUACUGCUGGCAAACAUGGAGAUCGUGGAGAUUGUGUCCAUGUUCUCCAUCGGCGCUUACAAUGCUCUCGAAACUGCCAUUGUCACUUUCCAUGUUUUUGAAAAAUAUCGUGGACUGUAUUUCUGGAGUAUGCAGGUCGCCUCGUGGGGCAUCGUCCUGCACUCCAUUUCUGCCAUGGUCCGGUUUGUCAACCAGGCAUCUGGUCUUGCCAUGUCGAUUUCAUUUCUGUUAGGCUGGUGCGCCAUGGUGACCGGCCAAGCUACCGUGCUCUAUUCGCGCCUGCAUUUGGUGGUCUUCAACAAAUACAAGGUGCGCUGGGCCCUGUGGAUGAUCAUCAUCAAUGCAGCCGUCUUGCAUAUUCCAAUGAGCAUUUUGUUUCUUGGCAUUGGUCAGGGCGAUCCUCACUUUGCCCGCGCCGCUGCCAUUUACGAUCGGAUCCAACUGAUAGGCUUCUGUAUACAAGACCUCGUUUUGUGCGGGACCUACAUUCGAAAGGCAGCACGUAUCAUGAAGCCGAUCAUGCCGCUUCGUGAUUGCGCGGAGCGGCGCAUCAUGGUCCACCUGGCCAUGGUCAACACUUUCGUGCUCGCCCUCAACCUUCUGCUUCUGAUCGCCGAAUACAAACUUCAUUUUAUUCAGAUCAGCCUCAAAACGGUAGUGUACAGUAUCAAGCUCAAACUUGAGUUUACUGUCCUCAACCGCCUUCGCUCCUUGGCCAAGUCCGAUCUUUCCAACCGAUUGGAGAGCCCGGCAUCGAGAAAUUCCUCGCGUCAAAACUAUCCUUCUGGGUCAACAUCUCCCCAUGCUGGCCUCAGCCAGAUGGGAGCAGUCUCCACCCCCGUUCUGGAUGUAGAGAUUCCUGACUCACUUCUCUGGCUCGACCCCAGCCCCAGCUCUUCCCAAGAAUUGCUAGAGGCUUCUCAUAUUUUCUUCGCCUGUAAGGAGAAUAUUUCCGUCUCUGCGGGAUCUAUCGGAGGUGAAGGCUGGGUGCGUGGCCCGACAGGGAAGUUCACUGAGGAUCUUGAUGACUGCCGAAAGAUGCUUUUUGUGGAAUAA
Messenger RNA from Penicillium angulare, 1098 nucleotides. RefSeq lists its product as uncharacterized. The record is from RefSeq and is a predicted model, not a curated record. Bases 1 to 1098 code for a protein of 365 amino acids. Lineage: Eukaryota; Fungi; Ascomycota; Eurotiomycetes; Eurotiales; Aspergillaceae. The transcript has a single exon.